AUGUGUUUACUGGAACCCGGAGUAUGGCACGGUGGACUUUGGAAAAGUAAUGAGUCGGAUUGGAGCUUACAGUUUACGGAUAUCGAUUAUGCCGUGUUUGUCGGGGGUCAAGAGGCCUCCUUGCGUCCUCACUAUGGCUUGCCGAAUGGUAACCUCCCAGCGUUUGACAGUUUCCUGACGACCCCGAACCCGUAUGGCCGAGUGACAUACCGAUACACACCCUUAAUGGCUCUACUAACGUAUCCUAAUUGGUUGUUCGGGGACAGCGCAGGAAAGUACGUCUUUUGCAUACUCAAUUUCGUUACCUUCCACUACAUCAAGCGGAUAUUGCGUCUUUUCCACGUUGCGCCGGUGCCCGAGCGGAUACUGAUGGCUCUCGUCACUCUGAACCCGGUAAUAAUACAAGUUGCUGCCAGGGGAAACUCCGAUGCUAUAAUGACUUCGCUCGUGGCUGCCACCAUCUACUACUACCUUCGGAAACGAUAUCUGCUCGCUGCAUGCCUCCACGGACUUAGUAUCCACAUGAAGAUGUACCCCAUCCUCUUUACUGUCCCCCUGGUCAUCGGCAUGAACAGCUGGACUGACCCACGACAAGUCAUCUCACACGUCGUCGGACAUUCCUCCAAGAAAGCUAAUGGCCUAGAACUAGCCACCCUCGAAUCUGACCGAACGGCCACUGGCUGGUUUGCCUUGUACGAAGCCAGUCAGAACCGGCGCUUGACUCUCAGGACCCGACUCACUUACGCUUUCAUCUUGGCCACCCGCAUCGCCUUCUGGCCCCUGUGGAUCGGGCUCGAGUGGGCCAAGAGACUCACCACUGACCAGUGGCUCUUCGGCUUCCUCUCCGUCGCGGUCGGUUUCGGCCUCACUGCUAUCGUCUACUUCCGGUACGGCUGGGUCGCACUCUACGAAGGCUUCCUCUACCACUUCGUGCGACAUGACCAUCGACACAACAUGGCCGUCGUCUCCACCUGGGCCACCCUCAUCACGCCCAGGAGGUACUACGGCUUCAAACUACCCACCCUACUCGGAGCACUUCCAAUGAAAAUUCUGCUCACAAUCGGCAAUAAAUUACUGGUGAUAUUGAGUGGCCUUGUGUUGGUGCAUAUAUCAGUUCCGCUCGCUUUGUUUGUCCAGGUAUUGUUGUUUGUGGCUUUCAACGGAGUUGUUACCGUGCAAUACUUCGUUUGGUACAUGUCGCUCCUGCCUUUAGCCAUCGCCACGGCGCCAAAAUGGCGAAGCACCUACCAAGGGAAAACCACGAACUGGCGCGAAUGCUUGCGCCUCUUAAAACCUCUAUUGACCGUUUGGUUGCCUUUAUGGUUGACCGCCAUCUUGUCCUGGGUUCUCUUCUCCGACUGGUUCGAACAUCGAGCUCGUGGAGAUGCUGGUGUUGCUACGGCUGUCGGUUUGGUGACGUCCAAUAAGGAGUCCCUGAUGCUUAGCAAAUACGGUCUCAAUGCCUUAGCCGAGUUGUUGACUCCUCCAAAGAUCAAAUACCGCGAAAACGCGUUGGAGGCGUUUUAUAUUGAUGACGGCGGAGUGAUAAGUGCGCUUAAUAGUCUAGCUAGCAAACUCAAGACCCCUCAACAUGACGAACAAGCCGAGGCCAUCGCCAAAAUUCUGAAGGCCAUAUUUGAGGCGGCGGAGGAGUAUGAGUCAUUGAAUGUGCAGGGAGCGUUGGCGAAGACGCCGGUGGCGAAGGUGUUGUCCAGUUUGGCUGCGGUUGGUAUCCAGGUGGAAGGGGUACUGACUCCGUUGAUUUAUUCGGUGGAUAAGGCGGCGAACUACGACUUGAUUUCCGGUGCGGAGGCGGAGCCUAUAGCGGAGGGUAUUGCGUCUUCAUUGAAGGAGGCAGAGGGGAUAAGUGCAGAGACGAAGGGUACGGCAGUCUUGGCGUUAUGCGGGAUCGGUAAUCGAAAUCCGGGUGUGGUGCCGAAGUUGGCGCAGGCGGGUGUACCGAGUAUUGCGGCAGAUUAUUUAGAGAGCUGUAACUUCAAGGAUAAGGCUGAGCAGGGCAAGGCGGAAACGUGUUUGCGGUUUCUGGGUCAGGCAAAUAACGACUAUCUGAAAGCAAAUGAGACUAUCGAGGAGAAGUGUCGUUUAUGCCAUAAAUUGGCCCCAGCCAUUGACUGCAACAACAAGAAGAUUAGUAACCUGGCGUGUAAAGCUACGAGUGCGCUGUUUACGGACGAGGAGUUCUUCGACGCUCUUAACACAGUGGGUUCACCGGAUGCCGAUAUGCCUUCUCGUCUGCAAGCGUAUGCCGUGCUGGGCGCGUUAGCGGCAGACACUUCCUACGCCCAAAAGAUUGUAGACGCGGGUGGUAUUCCGAGUUUGCUGGCGGCUUUGGAGAACUCGGCGGCCAACUUGGCGUCGGGUGAGAACCGAGAACAGGAGCUAUCAGGUGUCAACUCAGUCCUCACUCUACUAACCCGUAUUGCCCAGAGCGGUCAGGACCAGGUAAUGUUGGACAACGGGUUGCUAGACACACUAGACAACACACUUGCCCAACUCGACCUUAGUCUGGAUGGCCCUGUGGCCGCCCGAUUGGCAGGUGUUUUAGCGGCCGUCUGUACGAAUGAAACGGUGGCACAGGAGGCUGAGAGUCGUGGUUUGUUAUCGAAGAUUCUUAACCUGAUUCAAGAAAAUUGUAUGAAUGAAGACUUCCAAUAUGGUGCCUUGGAAUUCAUCGAUCAGAUCUCUACAUACGCUAGUCUGGUACCAUCCUUAAUUAACAGUAGUGCCUUCGAGAUCCUGCUCACCGCUUCGCAGUAUCAUUUAGAUGCGGAUCGUUACCAGUCUGCGUGUUUACGUGCGUUAGUUAAUUUAUCGACGAGUGUGGCAGAUGUGAGUUAUGCAGCUCAGGACGGUGGUUUCGAUGCGUUGGCAAAGAGUCUAGCUGCAGCUGCUGGCGAUGUCUCAUUAGCAAGACUUGCAUUGGACGUAUUAUGGAAUGUAAGUGCCAGUGCGAACGCUGAAAGUGCAAUGGCGAAUGAGAACCUGAUUGCGGCAAUUUGUCUGGCGAUCUACGUGCUCAACGACCCAGGUAUCACUCAGUUGGGUAAGGAGAUUCUGGAGACUGUAUGCACGAGCGAUAUUCUUGUGGCAAUCGCAGGAAAUGGUGCUCUCGCCAACUGGCGCGCUGACCCUCUGGAAGCCUUGAAACAGGUCGCCUCUUGUUCCGUCUUAUGCUCCAUUCCAGGCGUAGGGACACCGGAAGCCAUGGACGCAAGUGUUAACGCCACUUUAGGGGUGAGUGCGGAUAUGUUGAGUGCGGAAGAGGAAACUGUUUUCGAGUCGGCAGCUUUACGCACGGCAUUGCCCUUAGGUGAUAAGGCAGGAGCCGCGCUCUUUCUGGCAGGUCUAAAAGUCAGCGGAUCCGUGUUUAGUUUUGCCCCUCCGAGUUUGGUGGACUCCAGAAUCGGCGAACUCAGCUCAAACUUGGCUGACUCUGGUUUGGCCAGGAUUAUUUUGGCCGAACCAACGAAGGAGUCGGUGUUGAUUGAGGGUUUGUCUGGUCUAGCGGCGGUGACUCAGGCGGGUAAAGUUAAUGACCCAGCGGCAGUAACGGCAGUGGUACAAGCUUGCUUGCGUUGCCAUUCUACGUUUGAGGAGUUUCGACAUGUGAGUUUGGCUACUCAAGAGGCACUGGGAGGUGUGCUCAAAGGUCCGGGUGCUCAGCAGGCGUUGGAGUUAGAUGCGCCAGUGGCUAUCGUCAACUUUACCAAGCGAUCCAAGUUCCAAGCCAACUCAUUGCUGCAGGGUUUGGUUAACAUCCGGUAUCAGAUCGUAAAUGCUGAGGGAGCCCUACCCAUAUUCAAACGAGAAGGCACACUCCCAGUGGUGUUGGCUGCCGUCCGUGCUCAUGGCGCUAACGCCAAGGUGCGCGAAGAGGCAGGCCGUGUCAUCCCGCUCCUUAUGGACAUGGCGGAGGCAGAGGCGGCAGGUGCGCGAAUUGUCCAGGAACUGCAGACGGCGCAUGGCAAAGGGGAAGCAGGCGAGGGGGACAUGGUCAACACCCUUGUGGAGGCCCGGGGAUUAUGUAUGUCUCGUGACGUAGCACGCGUGGUCGGAAGGUUGGGAGGUGCCGAGUUGUUGAGUACCAUAGCCAACAACCGCGAAAAUCACUCCGAAGCGAAGCGGGAUCAGAUUACGUCGGAGGCGAUGGGUGUGGUGGGUGCCUUAGCGAGUACGAUUGCGCCCAAAUUGCGUCAGCAGGACUUCUUUAAGACGUCAGCGUGGUUGCUGCAAGAGGAGUCCAAGGUCCCGACGGUUGAGGGUAUCGAGAGUUCGGCUUUUGCCGCACGACAGCUCUUUGGCGAAGAUAAAGACGCAGAUGCCGCCUACAUGUACAGCACCGUAACCACCUGUUGCCAAGCGCUCAAUGAGCAUGGCGACAGCGCCGGCGUGGUUGACCAGUGCGGACGGCUGCUUAAGUCGAUCGCGCAAGAUCCGCGCACACGCCACCUUGCGACCAGCGAGGAAAUGAAACAAGCACUGGUGGACGCCGCCCAACGACUACCCACGGAACGCGACCGACGAGCGCUUCUCGCACUUCUCGCUGGUGGUCUUGCCGCUGGUAACGCAGACUUGUCGAGCCUUGUACUGCAACACAUCGACCUAGCUUUGCUCUCCGGACUACUUGACAACCCGACAGAGGGCCCAUUGGCGCUGCAGGUGCUUGAGGGACUGGGUCAUGCGGGCGGUGAGCUUCGUGAUAACUGGGACCAGCAGACAGAGGAUAGCACGUUGGUUACUACAGUGCAGCAGGUGAUUGAAUUGAUUGGGAGUGCGGAAGACGACCCUGACACUAUUGCAGGGGCGAUAGCCGGUUUCAAUGCACUCACCCGUGCCGGCAAGGACACGGCUACCUCCAAACUUGCCAUGUCGCCCGUGUUGAGCGCACUUGUGAGUAAAUAUGAGGGGUCGCACGCGGGCUUCCGCGAAGCCGUGAACAACCUGUACAGCAACCUGCCGCCCGUGGGGACCGAAAUGCAAGGUUAUAUCCGUGCUGCGAUUGACGCCUAUAACGGCAGUGACAUGACUGGCAUGAACCGUAAUCUCAUGCUCAUCGUAGCCGCCCUGCGCGCACCCAUCCAAGACCCAGAGGUUAACAUGGCUGAGAUGCCCGAGCUACUGCAAUGUUUGACGGCCAUGGGCGCCGGUCCUGGCGCUGACAAGAACGCAGCCGGCAUGGGUGUUAAGAUCAUGUCGCAGCUCGCACAAAAAUACGAGGAUAAUCCCUUCGGGUACGUGACGCUUAUGGAGAACAACUGCCACCAAGUUUUGCUGAGCGUUGACAACAAAAGCUCAACCCUGUCUUCGCGUGGGCCGUCCGUGAAGGCGGCCUCGGAAGCCAUGACCUACAUGGCUCUUAAUCCGGAUUGGCGCGAGACUUUUCUUGAGGCGCAUUUGGCGACGCCUAUUGAACUGUCUAUCCUCGAAGACUUCGAUCGCGAACCGGACGUAAAGGGCAGCGUCGUGAAGCUGUUGGAUGCCAUCCUGGGAGGUCCACCUUCGCCGUUUGUUGACGCACUGUUUGAGAAUGCCGAAUGGAAGGAGAAGGUGACGCAAAUGAUCGUCUCCGAAGCGCAACAGGGCAAAGGCGAUAUGGCGAAACUUUUCCGUCUCCUCGAAGGCGUCGCUCGCAGCGGCGUGCCCACGGGCCUGGGGGAUGCACUCAUGACCGCGGUUGAUGCAUUGAUAAACCAAUUGAAUGACUCAGACAAUGUGGACUCCGAAACGGGCGCAAGUGUGAUGAACUUCGCAGAUGCCAUUAAUGACAUCGAGAAUGCACUUGGGAGAGAGAAGGGAUACGCCCUACUUGAGGCUUUGAGUCGGAAACUUGCUGGAAUGGAUGACAAAGGAGAUAUUGUGAAAGGUCGUUACUUUGUCAAGAUUAAGGAGCUGAUAGCGAGUGAUGGGCCGGAGGCGAUUACUAUGAAGCUGCUUGACACACUGGGUGACUGUUUAGAUGCGGCCCAGGGCAAUAUUCAAUCCAUUUUAUCGCCGCUAGAGGAGGGUCUUCACGGCGAUCCGGAGACGGUGGCUUUAACGCACUCGGUUAUUGAGACGCAGCAGGUUCAUGAACGUAUCAUGCAAACAAAUAAUGAGGAGACACCUCCUAUCUUUAAUGAGACGGAGUCCCUCAAUCAAUAUCUCCGGGUGCUCAAUGACCAGCUGGACGAUCCCGUGUUCAAGACCAAGUUUGUGGAUAUGGAUGCGUUGCAUCAGAAGCUUGCUCAAAUUGAUCAGAAUGCCACCAAGGACGCGGAGACUGAGCACCUGUUGGACACGAUUCAGCAAAAGCUAGCUGAAAUUGUUAACGAGGAUGGGGAUGUAAUCAGUAUAGAUUUCCGUAAUGGUAACGUAAUCAAGAAUCUGGAAGUAAAGCAUUUGGAGGGGGCCCCACCUCCAGAGGAGUUGACAGUUCGUAAGGUGUAUGGUUAUUUGAAGAAACGGCUGGUAGACGAACAGGAGAUUUCACCGUUCAAAGAUCAGGAUCCAAUUUUAAUGCAAUGGUUUGAAUUUGUAUGGGGACGAUUGAAUGAAUAUUCGGCAGAUGAAAGAUUAACUAAAGAAAUGUUCCGAGGAGAUGAAUGCAAAUGGGGAUGUUUAUGUUGGGAGUUAUGGUUGGAAAAUGAUUAUGAUUUGUGCGAUAGUGUGUUAGAAUGGAAUGUACAUGAUACUAUUUGUGUAACGAAUCUGAUUGCGGCACAGCAGACAGGUGCUUAUAAAGAUGUGGAAAUUUGUACACCUGCCUCGUCAGCAUUAUCAGCGAUUGCAUUAAAGACAACACCAGGUGGACGAACGGUAGCGGACUUGGAGGGUAUUGCCGAAACAUUGCAAUAUAAUAUUCGUGUAUGUCUUGAUGACGAAGUGGUUUAUAAUCGUCAGGAUCAUAUGAUUCCUCGUCUAAAAGCAGUUGAGAGAGUAGCCGUGGAUCGUAGGGUCUUUCCUGAUCCAGGGAUACAGGAGGUGAUGUUGGAAUGUUGGGAUCGUUAUGAUGAAGGGACAUACGGGAACCCUUUAUUGAGACAACUUUAUAGGGCUAUGCGUCGAGCUUUACAUCCCAACCAUGUUGACUUAAUUAAGAAGCAAGAUGUUUGUCGUCGGUUGGUGGAUGAAUUAAAAAAAAAUAAAGACCCUACAGUGCUGAUCGAUGGCUUCUUCCUACUAGGUAUCUUGGCUGGCUUCCCAGCCUGCCGUGACCUAAUUGGAAAAGCAAAUGGUGUCGAGGAAUCUCUCAUUGUACUACGAGACCAUCUAAGUGAUGCCCCAAACGUAGGUGUCGUAACCAACGUUCUAUCCGCUUUAGGCAAUAUCGUACUCGAUCAUCGUGGAAAUGACGAUGCUUUUGUUCGACUUGACGGACUUAAAACUGUAGUAUGGGUAUUGAAUAAUCGCUCUCAGAACUACCCAGAAAUGAAUGCUGCCGCUGCACUUGUAGCUAAUAGCUCUUACCGACGGGAUGAUAUUAAGGCAUUGUAUGGUAGCAGUCGCGUGGGUGGACCGGCUGCACUUACCAGUGCUAUCGUUAGUUAUGAUGGCAAUGAUAGCGAACAUGCAUAUCGCGCUCUGACAGCGCUGUUCAAGGCUAUUGCUAACUUGGCGUUAUAUACACCUAACAUCGACCCGAUCGUGGACAACGGACUGGCAGAAGCAUACUAUGCUAUCUUGACACAAGCGGAAGUGAUUCCGGAUCGUGUUAUAAGUGCUAGUUUACUCACACUGGCGAAUAUCACCCAGGAAUAUGUACCACGAAUCAGCGCAAAGUUCCAACCCAUUCUGGCCCCUCUGAUUGUUGCUGGACGUAGUGAAAGUCGACAGGACGCGACAUUGAUCGCUCUAAUUCUCGACUCCAUCGCGUCGCUGUGUCGACUCGAGGAAAAUGCCGCAGCCAUUACUGAGUCAGAUGGCGCUGGAUAUGUGCUGUCGGCGCUUACAGAUUGGGGUAGUUACAGCCCGGAAGUGUUGAAGUCUGGUGUGCAAGCGUUGGGUCAAAUCUCGAAAACGACGGAGAACAUCGAGGCGAUCUUGAGCUACGACGGACUCACACUGGUCACGACCAUUCUGAACGGGGAAUACUUCCCGGCUGAGUCGGAAGAGAACGCUGAAAACGCAGUACCGGAUGUUCUGAAACAAGAAAUUGCUGCGCUAUGUUUCCGUUGUUUGCGUAAACUUAUGGCUGGCUAUCAGUGGCCGGAAACUUUCGGUGCAUACUGCCAAGCCGGCGGUAUCAGUACAUGGGUCUGGUGGCUGGAACAAUUAUGUCAGGGAUCGGAUCCGAGUUCGGCCAUCAUUACGGAGGCGUUGGCAGUGGGAGCUGGUUUGGUUAAGAUUCUGUCUACGCCUGAGGCAGAUCACAGCUCUCAGGUGUAUACACUGCUUCACGGCCAACCUCUUGAGGAGGCAGGUGGCGGUAGCGGCUACGGACCGACCGAUCGACAGGAGGACCCGACCUUCGUCGACCAGAUGGGGCUGGACGUGUACACGCUGGGUAGCGCGAUGCAUCGCACGAGUGUCCUCAUGGAGGUGGAGGCCAGUAGACAAAAUGCACGCGCCUUUACACCCGCCCUGUACCUGCUCUGUAUGUUUGUGAGCUAUGUGCCUUAUGUACCAGGUGCACUUGAAUCACUGUUGGAGGGUGACCAGCAAUAUGUAAUGGAGGCCGUCGACCACAACAUGUCGCUAACGAUCGAGAGUGUGGGAGAACAAACUGACGAGGCUUGGGAGCUGAUUGCGCAAUUGGUCAUGAAUGGCGCUUACACCUGGGGUAGUCCUGCAUUCGAUGAGCAGUUGCGGCAGUCGUACAAGAGCGUGCAAAAAAUGAUGGACAAACAGCCCAAGCACAUACGCAAAGGUGUCGAGAGGUUCUUCGGUGUGUGGAAAAGUCUAGGACCAGACACUGCCCAACCUUACGUACAGCUACACCCCGAUGCCGACCGCCUAACCUCCUGGCACCGUGAGGCGUAUCCGAAUGGCGUGCAGGAUUUGGCUUACAAAGACGAGUUGCGAAAAGGUGGUAUUUGCGAAAUUGUGGACGAAGCCACGAAAGAGAAGGUUGGCGUGUUCUGGAGAGCCAACCAGACUCUCAGACACCUCCAGUGGCGCAAACAAUCCGAGGCCGGAGUAAGUUCGGGAGCUGCGGAAGAACCCGCUGCCGCCACCGGUAAGAUCCGGAAACGAGAUAAGCUCAAAGGCCUCCUUACCCGCAUGGCUAGCAUGGGUCAAGCCGAUACGGAAGCACCCGUCAAGGCCGCCAACAUCGACCUUGGUACUCUCGAAUUCACCUCCCAAUUACCCGCCGGACGCGUGCGAUUCUCCAAAGGUGCUGAAACCUCUGCAUUCAAAGCAUACGGCGUUGGAGGUGUCAGUGGUGUCAGUCCCGAUAAGUGUAUCUCAAUUCUCGGUCCGCCCACCGCCGAAAACCCCGCUGGUGAAGAACUCUCGAUGGUCUUCGGCAGCAAAAAGGAACGAGACUACAUCCUCCUCAUGUUCACCGAGUGGCGACACGCUCUCGCCAAUCAGUAA
Molecule: messenger RNA, 9537 nt
Organism: Gregarina niphandrodes
Lineage: Eukaryota; Apicomplexa; Conoidasida; Eugregarinorida; Gregarinidae
Product: putative mannosyltransferase
Exons: 4
Coding region: 1-9537 (3178 amino acids)
Biological process (GO): GPI anchor biosynthetic process
Cellular component (GO): glycosylphosphatidylinositol-mannosyltransferase I complex; membrane
Molecular function (GO): alpha-1,4-mannosyltransferase activity; GPI mannosyltransferase activity; protein binding
Source: RefSeq, a predicted model, not a curated record